Molecule: messenger RNA, 1143 nt
Organism: Hyposmocoma kahamanoa
Lineage: Eukaryota; Metazoa; Arthropoda; Insecta; Lepidoptera; Cosmopterigidae
Product: probable serine/threonine-protein kinase DDB_G0283337
Exons: 2
Coding region: 1-1143 (380 amino acids)
Source: RefSeq, a predicted model, not a curated record
AUGAAAACACGUAAACAUGCAGAUGAAUAUAAAGGUGUUAAAGGCGUGGAAAAUAAUACAAACGUGUUACAUCAACUUGCCAAGGAUCAAAAAAAUAAUGCAGCUACUGACAAAGAAAAAUCAAAUACAAGUGUUAGUAUUAAACAGGAUGAAAAAAAGUUUGAAAGAAACAAUGGGAGUAUAAAUAAUUUCAAUGGAGACGAGUCUAUUAUAAAUGAGCCUAAGAUUCCCGAAAGUAUUAAGAAUAAUAAGACUAAAGACAAUAAAAAGUUAAUCACAGAUACAAACGAUAUUAACAAUAACACUUCAAAAAAGGCUAAUAACGAAACAUCUGCAAUUAAUGUAAAAAAUGAAAAAGUUCAGAAUAAUGAAGGAGGGAGUAAGGGGUAUUAUCAAGGAGGUCGUAAAAAUCAAGUAAAUAAAGAAAAUGAUACGGAACUACAUACAGGCGUCAAUGAACCAAGUAACCAGACAAGUUUAAAAAAUGAAUUGGAUGAAGAAAAUAUUAUAAAUAAACCUGGAAACCAAGGAUAUCUGGAGAAGAAGAUAAAGCAAGAAAAACAAGCAAUCGAGUCUGAAAAUUUAUUUCAAGGGAAUGGUGGAAUGGAGUUCUCGAAAACAGAAGCGAAUAAAUACAAAAAUAAAUCGAAAGAACAAAGUACAAAGAAUGAACAAAAUGGCAAAAAUCAGACAAUACACAGAAACACAAGAAAGAAUAACGACUUUAAGAUGGUUCGGUAUUAUAAACUCAUGAGAGAAAAUGAUUUAGAAAACAAUAUCCCUAACGAAGAGUUAGAAACAGAUGGUGAUAUGAAAGACUAUGAAACAAGCUUAAAUGGUAAAAAGCAAUAUUUCAAUAACAUGGAAGAUGCAAAAUCCGAAGAACAAGGACAAAAAGCUGCAGAAAAUAAAGAUAACUCGUUUGAUCAUUUUAAAGAUUAUCCAGAACAUUUCAAUAAAGACGAAAAUACAAAAGUUUUUAUUGAAAUUUUGAAAGGAAAGAAAGAAGGAACCAUUAUGGAUAUUAACAAAAAACUUGUUGACAUAAAUGAAAAAGGUGUAAUAGAAUGUAAAAAUGAUUUAGAAAAUGAGAAAUGUGAUAAAAAUACUAAUAACAAUGCAGAGAAAGACAAAAGGUCAUGA